AUGAGUGACGCAUAUGAACGCGAGCAACAAAACAACGCGCUCCUCAACUCUCUCUCUACAAAAGUCUCCGCUCUCCGAUCGGUGACAAUCGAUAUUCACGACAAUGCGCGGGACCAAGAAACCAUUGACCACUCGAACGAAGUUUUUUCCUCCUUCUCGACGAACCUGAAAGGUAGUGCCUCCCGACUGACCAGGAUGGCGAAACAAGGAGACACCGUUGCUGUGCUCAAGAUCGCCGGCAUGUGCAUCGCAGCAGGAAUCGCCAUUUACAUUAUCCUGGGUUGGAUCUUCUAG
Molecule: messenger RNA, 294 nt
Organism: Penicillium argentinense
Lineage: Eukaryota; Fungi; Ascomycota; Eurotiomycetes; Eurotiales; Aspergillaceae
Product: SNARE domain- containing protein
Exons: 3
Coding region: 1-294 (97 amino acids)
Biological process (GO): intra-Golgi vesicle-mediated transport
Source: RefSeq, a predicted model, not a curated record